UUAGAGAACGGUACCAAGGGAGGGCCGACAUCUGGACAGACUAUGGAACCUCGAGGAAUCGGGCGGGAGAUCGUCUUUGUCGCUGUAGUGUGCAACGCCCAACUGCUCACACAAGCUGGUCUCGGGAUCUCUAUCGCGCCACUCCAUAUCAUCGGCGCUAAUUUUGGUACAUCGAAUGCACAACUUGCCUGGUUUCCAGCAGCUUACAGUCUGACGGUUGGCACAUUCAUCCUCUUCGCAGGACGUCUGGGCGAUCUUAUGGGAUACAAAAGGUUGUUCGUCGGAGGUUGGUUAUGGUUCGCCCUUUGGUCCCUUUUUGCUGGGGUCGCUGUAUACUCAGGUCAGAUCUUCUUCGACAUUUCUCGUGCGAUGCAGGGAAUUGGGCCUGCAAUUCUCUUGCCAAACGCGCUGGCUAUCUUAGGCCGUACGUACCCGCCUGGGAGACGUAAAGACAUGGUCUUCAGUAUCUUUGGUGCCACAGCUCCUGGUGGAUUUCUGCUUGGAGCUGUUUUCUCAAGUCUGCUGGCACAGCUCGCGUGGUGGCCUUGGGCGUAUUGGAUAUUAUGCUUCUACUGCCUCUUGCUCUCGGGAGCGAGCUUCAUGGUGAUCCCACCAGACGAUCCAGUUGCCUGGCCGAUACCUCGAGACAGAUUUGAUAUCUAUGGCACCGCAGCUGGCAUCGCCGGCCUGGUCUUCCUGAAUGUUGCUUGGAACCAAGCCGGCGCAGUUGGCUGGCAGGAGCCUUACAACUAUAUCUUCCUCAUAAUCUCGGUUGCCUUGCUGUCCCUAUUUGCUUACAUCGAGACUCAGGUGGCACAUCCAUUGUUGGACCUGGAGAAGUUUGCUGUCCAAACUUUAUGCGUGCUUGCUUGUUUGUCUGCAGGUUGGGGAUGUUUUGGCAUUUGGGUGUACUAUCUCUGGCAGAUAUUUGAGACCCUGCGAGACGCAACACCUCUACUUGCUUGCGCAUGGUACGCACCUAUUGCGAUAUCCGGACUGUGUGCUGCAAUUACAAUCGGACUCUUGUUGGCCAGACUCAGGCCCAUGAUGAUCAUGCUGAUAUCCAUGGCGGCCUUUCUGAUCGGCUCUGCGCUCGUGGCCUUCAUGCCCGUCGAGCAAAGUUACUGGGCGCAGACUUUCGUCGCCGUCCUAAUCAUGCCUUGGGGAAUGGGGAUGGCUGCAUCAGUCGUCAACACAGUAGUAAACUACUCAAUCUCAUUAAGUCUAGGCAUCGCAGGGACAAUCGAGAGGACUGUCAACGAGAGUGGCAAAAAUGUAUUAGCAGGGUAUCAUGGAGCGCUAUAUCUUGCAAUGGGCCUUUCAGGCCUAGGCUUUCUCGUUGCUGUGACCUCACUCCUCAGGGAGGUUACAAGCGAGAAGAGAUAA
Messenger RNA from Aureobasidium musti, 1386 nucleotides. NCBI's taxonomy places the organism in Eukaryota, Fungi, Ascomycota, Dothideomycetes, Dothideales, Saccotheciaceae. The record is from the annotation of a GenBank genome assembly.